AUGACAGACAAACCGAUUUCUGGCGAUGCCCUUGAGGACGACUUUUACGAAGACGAUCUCGUAGCCGCUUCAGCAUCAGAGGAAGAGCAAGAGGAGGAAGAACAACAAACAACCACAACACCAAGCAAAACGUCUAAAAAGCGGAAAGCAAAGAAGGAAAAGGCUAAACGAAAGCGUGCACGACAAGAUCCCUUCAACGACGUUGUUCAUAUUUUCAAAUCGGAUCCAGCAACGCAAUGUGCCUAUGUACACGAUCGACAGCGAUUGGCACUUCCAAAGUUAUCGACUAUCGAGCUUGACGAGCAAAUGCUACCAGAGGCCCAGUUUGUCAACAACGACAACUUUAAGCAGUCUGAACACACACUUGAUACGUUACCCAAUUAUGUCAAGUUUGGCGUGAUGCGACACAGUAAACUGAUCAAGGCACCUGAAGCCAAAGCAACACCAAUGGUACUGGUUCUGACACAUGCGGCUGUUCGUGCUGCCGACCUUGCUCGUGCUUUAAAACCACUCCAAAGCCAAUCACACAAGAUUGCCAAGCUGUUUGCAAAGCAUUUGAAGGUGGAAGAACAAGUGGAUUUCCUCAAUCGACAACCAAUUCAUAUCGGUGUUGGUACGCCUAACCGUGUUAAGCUUUUAGUGGAACAAGGUCAUUUGAAAUUGGAUGCGUUGGAAUUGGUAGUCGUGGAUACGGAAAAGAAUGCAAAGCAAUUCAAUGUGUUCGAGAAUGAUGCUGUCAGAGGUGAUUUAUAUUCUUUCUUGGGUGCAUACGUUGCACCAAGGGCACAAGAGAAGCAAACCAAGAUAGCUCUUUUCUAG
This is a messenger RNA of Lichtheimia ornata, 819 nucleotides long. RefSeq lists its product as uncharacterized. Lineage: Eukaryota; Fungi; Mucoromycota; Mucoromycetes; Mucorales; Lichtheimiaceae. Bases 1 to 819 code for a protein of 272 amino acids. The transcript is spliced from 2 exons. Gene Ontology annotation, cellular component: nucleus; 90S preribosome. The record is from RefSeq and is a predicted model, not a curated record.